AUGUUUGCAGUUCCUGGUUGGUCGGUUUCUGCCGCCAAUCUCAAGGCAGAGAGUGCGAGCCAGGGCCCUAAAGGUGACAGCAGCAAUCAGGAUGCCGAUGCCAAAUCGAAGAAGCGGAAGCGUCCGUCUGGACCCCCUGCUGUGACUUCUGCCAAUGUUUCAGAUCUCUGGGAACGUGUCAUAGAAGGCAAACGAGUAAAGAAGCCCAGGGCUGAUUCAGCUGAUCAGAAGGAUCCAAAGAAGCCCAAGCAGGGCCCAGAUGGAGUCAUUUCAGAGGACGGUAACGUUUUGGAAGGUGAUAGAGCAAGGGAUGGCGCCAAGAAAGGAGCACAAGCUGCAUCGAAAGGUGGCCCUGGUGUGACCAAGAAGGAAAAGAAGAAGCAGAAGAAGGCUAAGGAGACUCGACCAGAUGGUCAGGAGGACGGCGAAUCCAAGACUGAAACGACCCAAUCAAAGAACCCGAACAGCGCUUUAACCAAGGGGAGCAAGCAGGUGGCUGUUGCGGCUCCUGCUCCUCCUCCGGCUCCAAAGCUUACACCAUUACAAGCAGCUAUGAGAGAGAAGCUCAUAUCAGCUCGCUUCCGACACCUCAAUGAAACGCUGUACACCAAGCCGUCGGUCGACGCGCUUCAGCUCUUUGAGGAGUCCCCUGAAAUGUUCAAUGAGUAUCACGAGGGCUUCCGCCGGCAGGUCGACGUCUGGCCCGAGAACCCCGUUGACGGCUACAUUGAGGAGAUCAAGCUCAGAGGCAAGUCCCCGCUGGCCACCAGCACCGGUGGCGUCGUGCCCUUCCCGCGGACUCGCGAGGUGUGUACGAUUGCGGAUUUGGGCUGCGGCGACGCCAAGCUCGCACAGGCUCUGCAAUCGCACAAGAACUUGGGUCUCAACAUCCUUAGUUACGAUCUUCAGAGUCCCAACCCCCUGGUGACAAAAGCGGACAUCGCGAAUUUGCCAGAACACGACGGCAGCGUCAACGUGGUCAUCUUCUGCUUGGCGCUCAUGGGCACCAACUGGCUCGACUUCAUCGAGGAGGCCUACAGAAUCCUUCACUGGAAAGGCGAGCUGUGGAUCGCCGAGAUCAAGAGUCGAUUUGCACCCGUUAUCAAGGGCAAGAAGGGGGGUGUGGUCUCGCAUAGUGUUGGGAACAGGAAGAAGCUGGGAAAGAAGGGCAAGGGCGGCAAGGACGAGCCAGAGGAGUCCCACGACGCGGAACUGAUGGUGGAGGUCGAUGGCGGUGAUGACAGGAGACAGGAGACUGAUGUCUCUGCCUUCGUUGAGGCCCUCCGCAAGAGAGGGUUUGUUCUGCAGGGAGACGUCGAUCUCAGCAACAAGAUGUUUGUGAAAAUGCGUUUCCUCAAGAACACUCAGCCAGUGGUGGGUAAGGGAGUCGUUGAGCAGAGAGACUCGGGCCGGGGCGGUGCAUACAAGAAGCCGGUGAAGUUCCUUGAUCCGGCGGAUCAACCCAAGGUGGACGAAAGCAGCAUCUUGAAGCCCUGUGUCUACAAGCUCCGGUGA
Messenger RNA from Pseudomassariella vexata, 1515 nucleotides. Its product is annotated as methyltransferase-domain-containing protein. The transcript is spliced from 2 exons. The record is from RefSeq and is a predicted model, not a curated record. NCBI's taxonomy places the organism in Eukaryota, Fungi, Ascomycota, Sordariomycetes, Amphisphaeriales, Pseudomassariaceae. Gene Ontology annotation, biological process: ribosomal large subunit biogenesis; rRNA methylation. Gene Ontology annotation, cellular component: nucleolus. The coding region runs from base 1 to 1515 and encodes 504 amino acids. Gene Ontology annotation, molecular function: rRNA (adenine) methyltransferase activity.